This is a messenger RNA of Chiloscyllium plagiosum (whitespotted bambooshark), 1797 nucleotides long. It is a transcript of the gene kctd4, whose product is annotated as potassium channel tetramerization domain containing 4. Gene Ontology annotation, molecular function: protein binding. Lineage: Eukaryota; Metazoa; Chordata; Chondrichthyes; Orectolobiformes; Hemiscylliidae. Gene Ontology annotation, biological process: protein homooligomerization. The record is from RefSeq and is a predicted model, not a curated record.
ACAAGGUUCAUCACACCUCCUCCUAUCCUACCCAGUAUGACAGCAAAUUAGAAACAACUAAAUUCAAGUCAAGAGGUAUUGACAGAAAUAAUGAUGAAGACAACCUUUGGGUAAAAAUCAACAGUGGCUUUGAUGCCCUUCGUACACUCUCUGUUCAGACCUAUUCAAGGGAGCAACAUAUCGAAAGCUUUCCGUACCUGAGGAAUCAUAAGUAAUGCAUGAGUCACCACCUUUGGGAAAGUAGUUGGGCUAGGACUAAACGUGAGGGAAAAAAAAACAAUGAAUUACAGAUAUGAAGAGGAGGGAAGGAGCUGAGCAAGAACUCACUUCACGUGAUCAUCUUAAUCUUGUGGUUACAGCCUUACCAUGUAAGAGUUAAAUCAAAUAAGCUGAUAAACAGGACAGAUCUCCAGUCUACCACAUUUUUGUUUUGAAUGAGUAAUGUAUAAUGAGUUUAAUUUCCCCCCCGAGAUGAUCCAACGUAGGUGCUUAGUAGCUUGGGUUCAUGGUUAUAAUUUAUAGUUACCCAACUCCUGGACACUCUGACUCACACUGCCACCACACUUCUGCAACAAUCAGCAGCUCCUCAGCCUUCAUUUCCUUUUCUUCACUGUACAGCCCUGCCUUGGCAAGGCACGACCACUUCAACUACAAACCACCAUCGGUUCUAACUGAAGGAGUCUCUCCUUCCAGAAGGUCUUCCUUACAACCAGCAAAUGCAACCCACCAACGCCUAAUUAAUAUCAAGACGUGUGGAAUGGAAGGGAAGAUCAACAAGAAGGAAACUGCCUGUGAAGGAAAAUGCAACAUUACAGAAGGUUUGCAUAAAGGCAAGAACUGCAAGUCGUCCGUGAUCACUAUUAAUGUAGGUGGGCACCUUUACACAACACAGAGAUCUACUUUAACCAAAUAUGCCGAUUCCUUACCAGAAGCUUUAGUGAAUGGCAAAAUUCAGAAUACUGUUGAUGCUGAUGGGAAUUACUUCAUAGAUCGUGAUGGCACACUGUUCAGGCAUGUCCUCAACUUCUUGCGAAAUGGCGAGCUUCUCUUACCAGAAGGAUUUCAAGAGUUUCAACUUUUGGCAAGGGAGGCAGAAUUCUAUCAAAUAAAGCCUCUGACAGAUGCUCUGACAGCCAAGUCUGUGAGCAUGCGGGAAGGGUCAGCAACAACAUUCCUGGAAAUAAUCGACAGCCAUGACCGCACUCAUGGUCUCAGAAUCUACUGCAAUGCUUCAGAUUUCAUAACAAGAGUAAAAACACGCAUUAUUCAAGUGUCAAAAAGCCGCCUAGAUGGGUUUCCUGAGGAAUUUGUAGUGUCAUCACAUGCCAUCCAGUUUAAGUACUUCAUUAAAUCAGAAAGUGGUGCACGGCUUGUCCUAAAAGAAGAUAACACCUUUAUAUGCACGCUGGAGACCCUAAAGUUUGAGACUGUUAUGAUGGCUUUAAAGAGUGACUUCAAGUUACUGACCAGCUUGGAUAGUUCCAAGGGAUCAAUCGUUCAGAGUGAUGCACUUCAUUUUCUGAAGUAAAUCUGGCUUUACAAAUAAUACAGAAGCGUGCUGCAUAUCACAGUAAUAAACACUGAGGUAACAAGGAUUCUUUUGCCAUUAUAAGAUGAUGGUAAAAAAGGCUGCUUGGUAGAUUAACAUAAUGAUGUAAUAUACUAUGCACCACUAAAUUGCAAAACAGAAUUCAAAGCACCCGAUUACAUUAUAAAAGUUCCAAUUUGUCCACAAGCAUCUUAUUCCAUCAUAACACUUCCACUUGUCAUUAGCUUGCUUUGCUGAUUAAGAGUAUA